AUGCCUACUCAAUUUCUCAAAGACCGGGUGCUUGCUGCCGCAGGUCCUCUUCCUGGCCAGUUGACAAUCGAGAACAUGAAGCGAUGGACUUCGCUGCGAAAAGGCGUCUUCCUCGAAGACUUUGACGACAACGUCACUCAUCUUCUCUGCACCAAGGAGCAGUUUGACAAUAAGGUUCCUAGAGUCAAGGAGGCACUGAAGCGCAAGAGAGUCUACAUUGUCCACUGCGACUGGUUCGAGUUCUCGACAACCAAGAACAAAAGACUGGCAGAGGCAGAUUAUUCCAUGAGGAGCCUCCAGGCGAAGGAAAAUGCAAAGAGACGAGAGAGGGAGCGAAUCGAGAAGGGCAGAAGGAAUAGCCAGAAAUUUGUCAACACAAACUUCUUCCACCUCUACAGGGAUCGAGAGAACUUUGUCUAUGAGGUUGACAUCACUCGAGAUGAUCCUGAAACCGGCGAGCCUGGGCAGAAGUACACACUCUAUCUGUGGGAAUCCAACCCCAAGCCUCACCUGUACCGAUUUACAGCCAAGUUUCUUAAGCGGAAAGGAAGCUCUCAGCCAUCUUACUUCUGCCCCAGCCCUUGCGAAGGCAAGUGGAGGGGCGAGAUGGAUCUCUUCAUGGACUUUUUCAAGAAGAAGACGGGCGUUGACUGGCUAGAUCGAAUAACCUACGCCUAUACAGGGUUGAACGCGUCAUUUCAGUACACUCCCCCAGCUGAAGGAAGGCCCGUUGGUCGGCGUCUACGACAUAGCCUUGACUAUUGUCGAGAGAUCAACGCGCAUAUUCGAGGAUUGCCCUGGCCUCCUGUCAAGGACGCGGAGGUCAGGAGUAUUCAAACAGAGGACGAUGACGAUGCUGGCCCAAGGAACUUCGACGAUGACGAUGAGAUUCCUGACCCACCUCCUGACACUGAGCACGUUCCAGCAGAACACGAGCCUGCCGUCACUACCAUGGAGGUUGAUGAAGCAGAGCCUCGUAGGGAAGGACAUCAAGGAAGACUCGAAACGCCUCCUCAUGAUAUAGGAGAAGAACCCGAGACUGCGCUUACAAGUCCGAUUCUGCCUGCUCCCAGCGACACAUCUCCAGUCAAGCCUGCAACUCCAGCACCAUCGAAUGACGGUAAUGAGGAGCCCGAGGUGCCCGUAGAUAUUCCUGUAACUGGCGACGAGGAAAGCAGCAUAGCUUCUUUGAUGGAACUCGAGUCACAGGAGUCCGAAACUACUCCUGCAAUCACAGAUUCGCCUGCUCUUGACGACGGUCCUUCCGCCAAGCUUGCUGCACCAGAACCAUUAGGCGAUGCCAAUGAUGUCGGCGAGAAAGCCAACGAUACCCCUGAAUCCCAAGUCGAGGAAACUGGCGUAGGAAUUUCGUUGGAAGUCAAAUCACAGAAGCCCGGAACUACGAUUGCAAGCCCAGAUCCGUCUACUCUCGGUAACACUUCGUCCGCUAGCCCUGCUACUUCUGCUGCCCCAGCACCAUCCAAAGAUAGUAGUGAGAACCCAGAGCUAUUCGCAAGCAAUCGCAUGGUACGUGACAAGGCGACUGGUAUGUGGAUUUCGUUGGAAUUCGAACCACGAGAGCCCAUUUGA
This is a messenger RNA of Fusarium sp. VM40, 1590 nucleotides long. The record is from the annotation of a GenBank genome assembly. NCBI's taxonomy places the organism in Eukaryota, Fungi, Ascomycota, Sordariomycetes, Hypocreales, Nectriaceae.